UUAACCAAGAUAUGCAAAUUUUAAUCGAUUUCUCUGUGGAGUAAAUAAAGAUAGUUAGUUUCCAUUAGACCAUUAGACAAUAAAUAACACUCCACUGCGGUAGAAUUUUGUCCAGUGAAAAAUUUACUUUAUUCGUAACACACAUAGUCUUGCUGUCCUUUUCAAGUGUAUUUUUUGUAUAAAAACUUUUUUUUUUAAACAGAAAGUGUUGUGUUUUCAUUUAAUAGUUGUUCCACGUCCUUUUCAUCAAAAGUAAAAAUUUUGUGAAGAAAUAAUAAUGAGAAUGAAUUGUGUAUUUUGUAUUCGGACUAAACGUUGUGGAAGUGAAAAAAUGUUAUGGACGUUGUCAUCUGUUAUAUUCCUUAUUUCCUUAUCAUCAACAUUAUUUAUAGACGCCACACCAGUGCAAAUACCGAAUGUGGAAGCUUUUAAUUCAAACAAAAUCGACAACAUUGAGUUGCCUAACAGUAUAAAUAAAACCUUUUUGCAAUCGUUAAUUAAAAUCAAAAUAGAACAUUUAAAUAGUGGUGUACCGAUAAUAAAUCAUAACUUAUUUAUAUAUCCAACAAUUUCAACAAAAUCCUGUGAUUAUACAAGUGAACCACUGCCUAUAAUAUUUAGAAAUGAAACCGAUGUUAUUUUAUCAGUGAGUGGUGUCAAACAACGUUAUACAGAGGGAUAUUUAUGUUAUAGAGGCGAUACAGGAACCGAACUACAUCAUAUGGGCUUAGGGUCCAGAUUUGUUAAUAAAAGCUUCCAGAGGACAAUAAGAGACGCGAAUACGAAUUUCAAAAGCGUCCAUAAUGAUCGUUUGCCAGAAGAAACUUCAGUACCUAAAGAAAUUACAUUAUUCACACCCAAUAUCCGCAUAAUUGGAUUACGACUGGAGAGUAGCGAUUCGGAUCCUACAUUCACUGAAGAUGGCGUUCCCGAGUUGCUGAGCACUCAGAAAGCCACCUUUCGACUUUUCGGUCAUGGUUUUAGUGAACGUACCGUUGUGACGUUCACAGAAGAAGCUGGUGUGUACGGUGGAUCCUGUCAAUUGCCAUCAUCGGGACAGUUUCGUGUUACAAAAGAUUCGGUGGAAUCGGACACUGUACUAGUUGAAACGGUCAUGCCAAAAGGAUCAACGGAUUUUUAUUUUUGCACCAAAGAAGCUGAAUUAACUGGUGGACAUCUAGUUAACGAUACAAAUCCUUUCAUGCAUCAAGGAUCCGAUCCAUGGCUACGAAUACGUAGUUUUGAAAAUCCGAUUCCCUUAUGGGCCGCUAUUAUGAUCAUAUGCAUCUGUCUGUGCUUCUCGGCGUUAUUCUCAGGUCUUAAUUUAGGAUUAAUGUCGUUGGAUCGAACUGAAAUAAAAAUUUUGAAAAACACUGGCACGGGAAAGGAGCGUCGUUAUGCUGCUAAAAUUCAACCCGUUCGUGAUCAUGGCAACUUCUUGCUGUGUAGCAUUUUGCUUGGCAAUGUUCUUGUCAAUUCAACGUUUACAAUUCUGCUCGAUUCACUGUCGAGUGGUUUGAUUGCAGUUGUGUCUUCUACAAUUUUAAUUGUAAUUUUUGGUGAAAUUACUCCACAGGCUAUCUGUUCGAGACAUGGAUUAGCCGUUGGUGCAAAUACAAUAUUGAUCACCAAAGUGGUGAUGGCAUUAACGUUUCCAAUAGCUUACCCAGUUUCGAAAAUAUUGGACUUUCUACUUGGAGAGGAAAUUGGUGCGGUGUACAAUCGAGAAAGGUUGAAGGAGUUAGUUCGGGUUACCAAAGACGUCAAUGAUUUGGACAAAGACGAGGUGAAUAUAAUAUCUGGUGCAUUAGAGCUGCGAAAGAAAACGGUAGCCGAUGCAAUGACACACAUCGAAGACGCAUUCAUGUUGUCAUACGAUGCAAUUUUGGAUUUUGAAACCGUUUCCGAAAUCAUGAAAUCUGGCUUCUCAAGAAUUCCGGUCUACGAAAACGAUCGGAAAAAUGUCCUCACGCUUCUGUUCAUCAAAGAUCUGGCAUUCGUCGAUCCCGAUGACAAUACGCCGUUGCGAACGUUAUGUGAAUUCUAUCAAAAUUCCUGCAGUUUCGUAUUUGAAGACAUUACAUUGGAUGUAAUGUUCCGACAGUUUAAGGAAGGCCAUCGUGGACACAUGGCAUUCGUUCAUCGCGUGAACAAUGAGGGAGAUGGAGAUCCGUUCUACGAAACGAUUGGUUUGAUUACGAUGGAGGAUGUUAUUGAGGAGUUGAUUCAAGCCGAAAUUAUGGAUGAAACUGAUGUUUACACAGACAAUCGAGCGAAAAUCAAACGAAUCAGGAGCAAAAAACAGGAUUUCACUGCCUUUGCUGAACGGCGUGAGCAUCGUGAACAUCAUUCGAUUAGAAUUUCACCGCAGCUCACAUUGGCCACCUUCCAAUAUUUGACAACAACUGUUGAAUCAUUCAAGCCAGAUGUUGUGUCGGAGACGAUACUUCGACGCUUAUUGAACCAAGACAUUAUUCAUAACAUAAAGUGUAAAGGCAAAGAUAAACAUGACCCGUCGAUGGUUAUAUACCAACAAGGCAAACCGGUCGAUUAUUUUGUACUUAUUUUGGAGGGACGCGUUGAGGUCCAGGUGGGCCGCGAGAACCUUCUGUUUGAAAGCGGUCCGUUCACUUUCUUCGGAAUUCAAGCACUUGCCCAAAAUGUUGGCGUUGAUUCGCCACAACAACAACUAGUGAAAGGCUCUCUGCAGUCGCUUAAUAUGGACGCAAUGUUGCGGCACACUUUCGUUCCUGACUAUUCAGUGAGAGCUGUGACCGACGUACUGUAUUUAGCAAUUAAACGAACGUUGUAUUUAGCUGCAAAGCGUGCAACGCUUAUGGAACGAUCUCAGAAAACUGAAGAUUUGGGUAGCAGUGAACCGAUUGACGAAGAAGUCGAAAAGUUACUGCACUCUUUGGAUGAAGAUGAUAAUAAAAGCAUUACAGCUCAUACAGCGAAUCUGAAUGCUGUAACACCCAGACAGAGUAAGCCUGGUAGUAAAACAUCAUCGCCAAUCGAUCAUUUAAUCCGAAGCAAUAAUUCAUUGCAUCCGAUUGACAUUGACUUCAAUGAUAAUAAUGCUAGGGAAUCACUGGAUGGCUCCGGAGCACACUUGGACGAUACAAAUACUCCACUUCUCUCACCAUCGAAUCAAGACCGAAACGGAUCUUAGAAAUCCCUGAUUGCUUCUACAUUCUGUCAUGUAGAAACUCAUGUAUAAUAAAAUGAUGGGCAACGAGUACUUAAAAGUUAGGCUCUUACUUUUAUUGGUUCUUUUGAAAUCUAUUGAAUAAGUGAGCGAAGAUUAUUCUAUGAAUUAUAUAUUUAAUAUCGUUAUCUGUUUUUGAAAAAAAUAAGGAAAAAAAAGUCUAAUUGCCGUCGUUUUGUACGUUGAAUACGAAACGAACAACAUUUAUAUGGCCAUAAUUCACUUAAUCAUUAAAUUAUUAUUGAGAAUUUAGCUUAAAA
This is a messenger RNA of Bradysia coprophila, 3468 nucleotides long. RefSeq names its product unextended protein-like. Gene Ontology annotation, biological process: magnesium ion homeostasis; transport. Gene Ontology annotation, cellular component: plasma membrane. The record is from RefSeq and is a predicted model, not a curated record. NCBI's taxonomy places the organism in Eukaryota, Metazoa, Arthropoda, Insecta, Diptera, Sciaridae. Gene Ontology annotation, molecular function: transmembrane transporter activity.